Gongylonema pulchrum is the source of this 246-nucleotide messenger RNA. Lineage: Eukaryota; Metazoa; Nematoda; Chromadorea; Rhabditida; Gongylonematidae. The record is from the annotation of a GenBank genome assembly.
AUGGCAUAUCGUGAACGGCGAUUGAAAAAUAAUGAGUCGGCGAGGAAAUCGCGUGAGUUACGACGUCAGAAAGAAGAAUCGACGCAACGCCGGUACGACCAACUGCUUCACGAAAAUAAUAUUCUGCGGGCGGAGCUGUCACUACUGCGCAACCAGGUUGAGCAGUUCAAGCAACUUUUGUCAAUCUCCUCAAAUACAGUAGCACAGCAGACAUUCAUCUCCGGCAGUUCUGCUCCCAUCCUGUAG